AUGGUUAAUGAAUCGCAGCGGUCUUCGAACGCCAAGGAACGAAUUGUUCAUCUUGAUUUAAAGGGUGCACCUCCAAAACUGGCGUACUUUGAAGAGUUCUUCAAAAUUGCUCAGAAAGCUGGCGCCACCGGUGUACUUAUCGAGUGGGAGGACAUGUUCCCGUUUAGCGGAAAACUUUCGAUCGCUCGCAACCGCCAAUCAUAUUCGGUGUCGGAUGUGCAACAGAUCAUUCGCUGGGCUACCAAGUAUCAACUGCAGGUUAUUCCUUUAGCUCAAACAGCCGGUCACAUGGGGUGGAUUUUAAAGCAACCAGAUUUUGCUGAUUUGAGAGAAGUGAAGGACGACAAGCACAUCAUCUGUUUGACAGAUCCCAAAGGUCUGGAUAUUGUGAAAGACGUGAUUGACCAAAUGAUGAAGCUUCACAGUCCUUAUACGCGGUAUUUCCAUAUAGGAGCGGACGAAGUUCGUAAGAUUGGACAGUGCAGAAGGUGUGUUUCGACCAUGAACCAAAAGAAGCUGCUACCUUCAGAGCUUUUACUGAACCGCAUCCAAGUCUUGGCUGAAUACAUUUACGAGAAGCAUGGAAAAAAGACGCUGAUCUGGCACGACAUGUUGGAUAAUGUCAGCGACAAUCUUUUCGAUAAAUAUAAAUUGGACCAACACGUGCAGCCAGUGGUGUGGAUCUACGGUCCAUCGAUUGACUAUUAUUUGACGGAGCGGUUUUGGAACAGAUUUUCCCAGCAUUUUCCAACAGUUUGGGGCGCCUCAGCCUUUAAAGGAGCCAACGGCAUCAAAGAGAUUAUGGAACGGUUCUAA
Messenger RNA from Soboliphyme baturini, 816 nucleotides. Lineage: Eukaryota; Metazoa; Nematoda; Enoplea; Dioctophymatida; Soboliphymatidae. The record is from the annotation of a GenBank genome assembly.